UCUCUUUUUGUGUGAUUCUUUAACUUAAAUUUUCGAACUUGAACUAUAAAGAGAGUAACAUCAAGAACUGAAUCGCACGGGAGAGCUUUUGUUUUUAGUGAAAGUUUUAGUUUCUCGUUAUCAAAGUUUUGUUCUUUACUUACCAUCAUUUUUUGUUAUCCGUGUGAAAGGAAAUUGAACUAGAAAGACAAAAUGAGCAAUGCUCAUCAAGAAACUAUCAAGCAAUUUCUGUCUUUGAUGGAAAAUGUUGAUGAGCAGAUGAAGGCGACAUUUCAGAACAUGCACCAUGGGUAUCCAACUGAAACUUUAGUGCGGUUUCUCAAAGCAAGAGAUUGGAAUGUUCAGAAAGCCCAUAAAAUGUUAAUUGAUUGCUUACAAUGGAGAAUACAGAAUGAGAUUGACAACAUUUUAGCAAAACCAAUUAUCCCGACAGAUAUAUAUAGAUCAGUGCGAGAUUCUCAGCUUGUAGGAUUGUCGGGCUACUCAAAAGAUGGUCUUCCUGUCAUUGCUAUUGGUGUUGGGCUUAGCACAUAUGAUAAGGCAUCUGUGAAUUACUAUGUACAGUCGCACAUUCAGAUGAACGAAUAUCGAGAUCGUGUACUAUUGCCUACGGCCACAGAAAAGUACGGACGACAUAUCAGCACAUGUCUGAAGGUUUUGGAUAUGACCGGCUUGAAGCUUUCAGCAUUGAAUCAAAUAAAGUUACUUACCACUAUAUCAACAAUUGAUGACCUGAAUUAUCCUGAGAAGACACAUACAUAUUAUAUUGUCAAUGCACCGUAUAUAUUUUCGGCAUGUUGGAAGGCCGUAAAACCUCUCUUGCAAGAAAGGACAAAGAGGAAAAUUCAGGUGCUUCAAGGUUCUGGAAAGGAGGAGUUGCUGAAAAUAAUGGAUUAUUCAUCCCUCCCACAUUUUUGUAGAAAAGAAAGUUCUGGAUUCACACGUCGCAGCAACAAUGGAACGGUGGAUAACUGUUUCUCGUUGGAUCACGCCUACCAUCAACAGCUUUACAGUUAUGUAAAGCAACAAGCUAUACUUAUAGAGACAGGUUCACCGGUCAGAGAGGGGUCAGUUCAUGUAGAAUUUCCCGAGCCGGAUCCAGACGAUACUAAAAUUGCUCUGACAAUCGAAUCCGAGCUGCACAAGCUUGCAGAUCGUAAUGGUUUGUGCAAGUCCUUAAAUGGCCUUAAACGGUGAUUAGAUUUUAGAUUAUACCCGAUUAUGUAACUGUUGCCGAUAUGUUGCAAAGAGACCAGACUCAUCAGCUACUGUAGAAUGAGAGGCCAUGUAUUUCAAUCAUCAAAUAUUAUAGCAGAGCCCUCUUGCAUCAGCUCGAUGCAGAUUUAGAGGACAAACUAAUUUGGUGCUACCUGGUAUGCCACCUUGUUGUGGAUAAUAGCGCAUGCCUUUUCUUUAUUUACUAGAUUCUGUAUGAAACAAGAGCCACCCAGUUCUACUAAAUGCAGCUUUGUUGAAUAA
Messenger RNA from Hibiscus syriacus, 1479 nucleotides. RefSeq names its product SEC14 cytosolic factor-like. The transcript has 11 exons. Lineage: Eukaryota; Viridiplantae; Streptophyta; Magnoliopsida; Malvales; Malvaceae. The record is from RefSeq and is a predicted model, not a curated record. Bases 193 to 1197 code for a protein of 334 amino acids.